AUGCUUUUCUCAACAGCUUCACACGAUAAAGCUCCACUGUCUGAUAUUAUCAGCAAUAACCAUAUCGCUCCUGCUUUUGUCAAAAUCCAAAUCAAGGUUGUUUUCUCAAUUCUUCUUGUAUAUCUGUCAGAAGAUACUCGUUAUCAAAUCAAUGUUCCUAUAGUAGGAAAGGUGGGCUGUUGCACAAUUUCUUCUUCAAAAUGCUUUAAAAUAUGUUUAAAGGUGGAUUCUGGAUUCCCUAGUCCACGUGUACCUCCAUUUGAACAAGUUGGUGAACUCUUAUGGCAAGGCGUAACUGUUGCAAUUAUAUCGUUUGUUAUACAUAUUGCGCUUGCUAAGUUGGUAUCGAAAAAAUUCAACUAUGAGAUUGACGUGAACCAGUCUACGAUUAAGGAAUGGUUUGCUCUUGGAGCUGGGCAUACAAUCUCAUCAUUUUUUGGAUGUUUUGUUGGUGGUUCUUCGAUUGGGCGAACUAUGAUGCAGGUGAAGUUGGGCACAAGAAGUCAGGUAAGGGCUUCUGGGAACCUAAUUAAGGGUGCAUUGGAUAAUGAGCUUUUCGUACAAUUGUAA
Molecule: messenger RNA, 570 nt
Organism: Strongylus vulgaris
Lineage: Eukaryota; Metazoa; Nematoda; Chromadorea; Rhabditida; Strongylidae
Source: the annotation of a GenBank genome assembly